Molecule: messenger RNA, 1043 nt
Organism: Triticum urartu
Lineage: Eukaryota; Viridiplantae; Streptophyta; Magnoliopsida; Poales; Poaceae
Source: RefSeq, a predicted model, not a curated record
GUCGAUAGCCGGCAUGAGGUAAAAGGAAAAGCUUCUCAAAAGCAUCCAGAAAUAUCAUAGAAUGGUGAUCGAGAUCACCUUCACGGGAAUCAUCCUUUGCAAAUUGGGGGAAGGGAACCAAUCAAGUCACCAAGAAGUUCCCGAAACUUGGUUUAUUAUUAAGGUUCUUCUCUUCCAGCGUUUAGUAUUCAAGUUCUUCUCUUCCAGCCCCCUGGCCCCUCUCUGAUAAGUCAAGUUUUCAAAACGAAAAGAAAAUGAAAAAUCUGGUUCGAUGGCUCUUCUCCACUACCCGCUUUACUACUUUCUAUUUUUUCUUAUGUAUUAAGUUUCCCUUAAUAUAUAAUUUGAUAUUACUUUCGAUUUUUAUAUUUUUAUUCCUUUGUCAUUUUAUAUUCUGCCUAAUACCAAUUUUCAAUCUUUUUAGUUCGUGCUUCGUCGGCUCCUCCUUUCUGCUCACUCUCCCGUCGGAGAUUCAAGACCCCCAGGCUCUAGCUCAUUUAGCAGGGCUAAACUUCUAUCUGAGUCUUUACGAGCAGGAUCCGGUAUGGGUUACGUUCAUUCAGAACGAGCUUAAUCACAAUACCCCCCUGGAAGACAUACCUGGGCGGCUUAAGCUCUUCCUAAUGGAAGAAAAGCUCUCUUCUAUGCGACAAGAUGUCAUUCAGGAAUUUGUGGCGCUUUAUCAAAGAGUAGGGCCUUAUCUACUGAUCGAGCCCUACAUGGGCGAUGAAGCGCUUCGUUCCUAUCUGGACCAUACUCACGCAACUGAUUCUUUCACUAUUCUCCAAGCGUCUUAUCAAGAUCUACGGGAGAAUGAGGGAGGAUCCGUUUUCUUUCGAAAUGCUGUUUCCCACAACUGGGAUCUCCUUGAGCCGGAAAGCUCCGCAAGGAGGUGCCUGCAAGUGGAACCGAGGAUCCGAUGGGAAGAAAUCCCCAAGAGCAAGGCAAGUCUCGAAAGAGCUGAGCACGAGCAUGCUCUCGACUUGUUUAAGUCGAAGGAUCUUAGAAGGGAAUUAGAAAAAAAGAGCGGGGUAGCUCAGUAA